UCAGCUAAUCAACAGAGAAUGGUGGUCGAGAAUCAGUCCAACCCUCUUGCCGAAACGCCCAAAAUAGAUUACAAUGAUAUCAUGAAUGGAGGAGCCAGGGAGGAAAUAAUCCAAGCCAUGAAAGACUACAGCUUCUUCUACAUCGUGAACAUACCAAACUUUGAUCCCCAAGCUGAGCUGGACGUCAUGAAACAAUUUUUCAGUCAAUCCCAAGAUACCAAAGAGAAAUAUGCGUCCAUCAAGAACAAUCCCAACAAUGCAAACAUACUCAGAGGUUAUGGGUUUACAAAGAACGAGGAAGGGCAGCCCAUUGAGGAGGUGUACAACAUAGGGCAGUACGAGAAAAGAAAUGUUAAGAAAAGUGAUGUGUCCUGUAUUGCAGAAUACAUCUCCAGGGAGCCUAACGUGUGGCCGGCAGAAAAUGACUUUCCAGGUAGCCGCAACUUCAAACCAUUGCUAAGCAACGGUUUCCAACUCCGUUUGAAACUGGCUCGGAAGUUGGUUGAGGAAAUAGCAGGGGCGUUGGAAUAUUCUGAAUUUGUCGAGAAGUUCAAAGAGGCAGAGUUCUCCAGUUUUUAUCUCAAGAAAUACACCGAAAGGAAAGCCAAGGAUAACAUUAGCAUAUACAAGACAGAUAGUGGGUACAGCAUGGUCUCAGAGGAUGGACAGGACCUCUCAAUACCCUCGCAUAUUGACACCACUAUCACCCUACUCGCUACUUACUCUAAUGGAGGUCUCCAGGCACUGUACAAGGACAGCUGGUACGAGGUACCCUCAGUAAUGGGGAGUUUGCUCAUGAUGUCAGGCAGUCUGAUAGAAGAACUGUGUGAUAAGAAGAUGCCCCCUCUGCGACACCGAGUUGUUGAUAUCAAGGCAGACAGAUAUUCCACACCCUUCUUCUUCAAUCCAUCGUUUCAUGCCAACAUAUCAAAGUCUCUGUCGGGUCUGGAAACGGAUAUUGGGAAGAAGUACGAAACAUUCGGACCGUGGCAAGUGACUCAACUGCACAGAGACGAACCCCUACUGCUCCAUCAUCAAUCACUGAUCUGACCAGGACUUUUCUUGUAACGCAGUGUGCUUAUUAGUGUUAUUUUUACUAACACUAUGGACAUGUUUGAUUGAACAUUUAAAGAAGUCACAAUUCAUAAUGCAUGCUUAUCGUAAAAAAAUGCUGUAAAGAAACAUACUGCAUGAAGAAAUUAGUUCACUGAAUAAAUUCAUAUAAAUGACAGUCUUUGAUACAGUUCAAUACUAGUUUUAUAUUACAAAAUUCCCACACCUUCCAAAAAGGGUGAUGUUUGGGGGAACCUAUGCCUUAUUAUCAAUAAAUUUACCGAUACAAAAUACAUACAUAUACAAUAUACGUGAUAAUGGGCUGAUAGAUCAUAUUUUAUGGCGUUUCAUAUUUAGUUGACGGUGGUUAGGGUGAAAUGUACCGUGCUAUAACUAAACAGGUGGUUUUUUAAUUAUGAAUUUGGUCAUUUAAAAUUAAUCCCAACUGGACUUAUUAACUGCAAUGCUUACGU
Bolinopsis microptera is the source of this 1526-nucleotide messenger RNA. RefSeq lists its product as uncharacterized. The record is from RefSeq and is a predicted model, not a curated record. The coding region runs from base 19 to 1050 and encodes 343 amino acids. Gene Ontology annotation, molecular function: 2-oxoglutarate-dependent dioxygenase activity. The transcript has 6 exons. Lineage: Eukaryota; Metazoa; Ctenophora; Tentaculata; Lobata; Bolinopsidae.